GCCGAUGUUUGACAUACCCGGCAAUCCAACAAUCCUAUUGAGCAUUGAGAACCGGAGUGUAGCGUAUCAACACAUGUCACAGCAGAAACCCGCCUCGCAACCUGGCUUAUCUUCUGCAUUUGGUUUUUGGUGUUCCUGUGCGCGUCCUUGCCUGCUGUUGUCGGUCAUUCAACCUUCGCCUGCUGUAGAAUCUGCUUCGCGAAGAGGUUUUGUCAAUAUCUUCAUCACUGCUCAUGACCUGAAGUGAUCCAGACACAGCAGUUCGAAGGAAACCUCAGUCUAAGGGUUGUCGGAGACAUAAGCAGGUUUCAGUGCGUAUAAUUUUAUUGUGCGAAAGUCGUAUUGCUCAAUGGAAGACUCAGCUGUCGAGGAUUCACCAAAACAAAGUAAUUGGCCCAUUUAUCUUUACAUUCCUAAUCUCAUCGGGAGACUUGUAACAGGAUAUGCGAGGAUUAUCGCCAAUGGCGCAGCUUUCGGAGUGGCUUUCACCAACAAAGAAUUGUUUGCUAUUCUCUACUUUGCAAGCUUUGUAUGCGAUGAACUUGAUGGCCGCUUUGCUCGCAUGUUCAACCAGAAGUCAACCUUUGGAGCUGUUUUAGACAUGGUGACUGACAGGGUUAGCACUGCUGCACUCUUGGUACUUCUCACGCACUUUUACAAGUCUCACUAUGGACUGUUUCUCGGGCUUCUUGCUCUUGACAUUUCCAGCCAUUGGCUUCAAAUGUACAGUACCUUCUUGUCGAGCAAGGCAAGUCAUAAGGACAUGGGUGACAGCAAGAGCACUUUGCUCCGUCUGUACUAUCAGCAUCGCUUCUUCAUGGGAUACUGUGCGAUCGGGGCAGAGGUUGCUUAUAUACUUCUGUACAUGCUUGCCGCUGAGGGAAACAUCGGAAGCCCUUACGAGGUCACCUGCCGUUCUAUCGGAAACGGAACUGUUUAUGGUAUUUUACUGGCAAUUGCAUUACCAGGUUGUGCAAUCAAACAACUUGUGAAUCUUGUUCAGAUGAAAACAGCAGCAGAUGUGUGUGUAAAUUAUGACUACGCGCGACACAACUCCAAGGCUCAAUAGUAACAGAUACCACUUACAAACACAGUAGUCUGGCUUUCUCUACAUAGUAGAUUGUAAUGAAGCGUCUGAAUUUAAGACCUCACAAGCAAAUGAUUCAUUUAGAAUGUAUCAUACAGCUUCAAAUAAACAAUUCUAACCUUUUCCUUCGAA
Molecule: messenger RNA, 1219 nt
Organism: Physcomitrium patens
Lineage: Eukaryota; Viridiplantae; Streptophyta; Bryopsida; Funariales; Funariaceae
Source: RefSeq, a predicted model, not a curated record